AGGCUGACCCAUCACAGUCAUAUUGCGUGGGCCGUUCAGGUGAUAGACCGUACGUGCAAGAGGAUAUUGAAGGGCCAAGUGUCAAUUUAGGUCUAUGGGAUACACUGGCAACGUUUGGCAUUGCGAUUGCGAGACGCGAAAUCGCUCGUGCGUUGCAUGGUUUGCCGCCCCACCCAGGGACGUUCUAUCAAGGAAGUUGUGAGGAGAAGGAAAAACUGCUUGACGAAGUUAUCAGUCUUAUGAGAAUGUUGAGCUCAACUUCUCAUCCUGUCCUAGCACAAUUGGGGAAGCCUGUGAUCUGGCAUACGGACCUUCACAUGGGGAACAUCCACGUCUCUCCCGACAACCCGUCUCAGAUUCUCUCCAUCAUUGACUGGCAAUCAAUAUCCGUCCUCCCUCUUUUCCUACAGGCACGUUGGCCCAUUUUCCUAGAGCUGCCUGAAAACUUUGUUAGGGGGUUUCAAGCGCCAAAAUUACCAGACAACCUGAAAGAGAUGGAUGAAGAGGACCAACAGCUAGCGAAAUUUUAA
Molecule: messenger RNA, 530 nt
Organism: Trichophyton rubrum CBS 118892
Lineage: Eukaryota; Fungi; Ascomycota; Eurotiomycetes; Onygenales; Arthrodermataceae
Exons: 2
Cellular component (GO): mitochondrion
Source: RefSeq, a predicted model, not a curated record